GCGGGCGGGCCGCGGUCUCCCGGCAACGCGGAGCGCGAUGGAGGCGCUGUCGGUGCCCGCGGCGCUGGCGCUGGUGGCCGGCGGCGGCGCGGGGCUCAGCCCGGAGCUGCGGGCGGCGCUGGGCGCCUCGCUGCCGCUGGUGCAGCGCGACUACCGCUUCGAGCGGGUCUGGUUCUGGGGCUGCAUCCAGGGCGUGCGCGGCUCCUACUACAUCGCCCAGGGGCUGGGCCCCGACCGCGCCGCGCCCCGCAGCCGCCUGUACAGCUUGAACUGCUUGGACUGGAGCCUCCUGACGCCAGCCACCCAGGAGAUGCUUGCACUGGCUGAGCAGGUGAAGGGCCGCUUUCAGGGGGAUCCUUCUUUUGAGUACAGCUUGGCUGAGAUAAACCCAGAAGCUGCUGCAAGACUGGUUGAAAGUGGUAAGGAGCCUGUGAUCAAGGAGGAGGCCCGCCUCAUAGCUACGAUAGAGCACAUAGACAGAGCAGUUGGUGUCGUCCCCCGGGGGGCAUUUGUGAAGACUCCUCUUGGGUCUGUGCAUGAAAACAGACUCUUUGAAGGUCUGUCUUUGGUGGAGGCAAAAAAGUUAAGUUCCUAUUUCCAUUUCACUGAGCCUGCUAACCUGAAGAAUAAAACCCUGAUGGAAAAGGCUGACCUGGACCCAUCCACCGACUUUCUAGAUUCUCUGGAGCAUGAUAUCCCACGAGCAGCUCGAGUCAGUCUGUCAGAAAGGAGUGUAACAAACAUGUGGAACUUGCUACUGAAAGCGGCAGAGGAAACAGUGGUGUCCAAGAAACUUUUGAGAAGUACAGAAAUACAAAGUGAGGAGUUAGGAAACAGCUACUAUAGUUUGCCAUGAACUGCACGUGAGACAACACCUACUGCAAGGGAGCACGCAAGAGCCCAAGGCUGCACGGAUGCAGAUUGCCCAGCUAGCUGCUGCUUUGUGGCUGCCAGGCAGGCCUGACAGCCUGUGCUUCCUUGCACCUGCUGGUAGACCACAGCUCCAGGAGCUGCAGUCAGCCCUUGGGCCACAUCCCAGGGAGACCUGCUGUAGGAACCUGGGGUGUUAAAGCCCUUCAGCUCUUUGUCAGAUGUGACUAAAAUUGGCCAAGAGUCACGAGUGAGUGGGAGCGGGAGGACACGCAGCUGACAGCAAUCACAGAAGCCCUUCCCCAGGCUAACCGUGACAUGAGUAAGCAUGAAUCAUAGCAUAAAUUGAUGAGUCUAAAAUUAAUGAGCCUAAAAUUAUCUACAAAGAUGAGUACUGCCUAAAUAGCCCAACACAUUAUGUGCUUUCUGCUUAUUCUGGAAUUGGCAGAUUUUGGCUUUGGGUACAGAUAGGCUGACUGCUUGACUCUAGGCCAAUGGUAGCCUGACAGUUCCAACCGCAGUUUUUUAAUUUGGACCUACUCCUGUUUUUUUUAGAUGGAGAUUCAGGAAGACCCUUCUUCCCUAUAUUGUAGCCUCUAGGUAUUACUGCUUUGGUGCUGAAGCUGGUAUUUUCUUCUCCUGGCAGGUCCUUGCCCUCCAGCACUGAAUCCAAGCUGAUGCUUCAGCCUCCUCCCUCUGGCACAAUUCCCAAGCUGUCAUGUCAGAUGCAAAAUAAAUACUCAGAGGCUCUGAGCUCCUUGUAUCCAGAAGAAACUGCAUUUUCACACUGGCUCUGAACCUCUUCUGUGGAGCCAAAACAAAAUUAAUGUGGAAACUAAUCCCUUUGCCCCUACCACGCACAUCCUCUUCAACGGUGGAGCCAAGAAAGACUGAAGAGAAUUAGCCUUUUCCAUAUAUUUCUCAGAUAGGAAAUACCCUGCUUUUCAUUUUCUCAUUUUUUUUCCAGUUGCUGAGAGAAACCAGUCUUCUCUGAAGGAGGAAAGCACCUUCUUUCUAUUCCCACUACUAAUGCUAGAAGUUUAUUUUAAGGACAAAUUUCAUUCCUAUGCAGGAUUGCUAUAGCUCAUCUUGGCUCUCUAUAGCUAUUGGCUACACCAAGUAGGUGGCAGAACUUGUUGGAGUAACUGCUGCCCACUCAGACAGAGCCAAGAAUAGCUGCAGCCUCUCCUGGGGAUCAGCUAUACCAGUCUGGAGCUUGAGGGUCCCUUCCUGUGACGCAUAUGACAUUACCACCACAGCCAUGGGAAUAUGCUACUAUGUGAACCCAGACAGACAUCUGGAAACCAGGGCAGCCUGCAGUGCUGAACUGACAAAAGGAAAACAGGGCAUCAAGGUUUAUGUUCUCCCCGACUUUCCUCCUUUCAGGUGUCACAAACUCCACUGCAGCCUUGCACACUGUUAACUGGUCAGGCAGAACCCCUGGCAGCCCUUCUCUCAGCAUAGGUUAACUUGCUGCAGGAGCACUGCCUCUUUCUUUUUUCUAGUGAUUCACUUGCACAUCU
Passer domesticus (house sparrow) is the source of this 2393-nucleotide messenger RNA. It is a transcript of the gene RSPH9, whose product is annotated as radial spoke head component 9. Lineage: Eukaryota; Metazoa; Chordata; Aves; Passeriformes; Passeridae. Gene Ontology annotation, biological process: axoneme assembly; motile cilium assembly; cilium movement involved in cell motility. Gene Ontology annotation, cellular component: axoneme. The coding region runs from base 38 to 856 and encodes 272 amino acids. The transcript has 7 exons. The record is from RefSeq and is a predicted model, not a curated record.